This is a messenger RNA of Aspergillus tubingensis, 648 nucleotides long. Its product is annotated as protein tyrosine phosphatase-like domain-containing protein. Gene Ontology annotation, biological process: very long-chain fatty acid biosynthetic process; sphingolipid biosynthetic process; fatty acid elongation. Lineage: Eukaryota; Fungi; Ascomycota; Eurotiomycetes; Eurotiales; Aspergillaceae. The coding region runs from base 1 to 648 and encodes 215 amino acids. Gene Ontology annotation, cellular component: endoplasmic reticulum membrane. Gene Ontology annotation, molecular function: 3-hydroxyacyl-CoA dehydratase activity. The transcript has 3 exons. The record is from RefSeq and is a predicted model, not a curated record.
AUGGGACUAUCUCGCCCCUACCUCCUCCUCUACAACGCCCUCUCCCUCACCCUCUGGGCAACAUGCACAAUCCGAGGCUUCUCGCAGCUCCUCUCCUCUACCACCACCAUCCCCCAAAUAUUCACCAACGUCUACCCCCUCCUCCUAACAACCCAAUCCCUCGCCCUACUGGAGAUCAUCCACAGUCUACUCCGUCUCGUGCGCGCGCCUGUCCUCACCACCGCUAUGCAGGUCGCUAGUCGCAUUCUGCUCGUUUGGGGGAUCAUGUAUCCGUUCCAGGGUGUCAUUGUGGGGGAGAAAAGUCAGGAGGGUGUUGUUGGGCUGGGUGAUUAUGCCUUCUUGGGGUGUUUGGGCGCGUGGGGCGUGACGGAGUGUAUUCGCUAUGGGUUCUUUGCGUUGCAGUUGUCCGGGGUUGGGGUGCCGGGGUGGUGGGCUUGGUUGAGGUAUAACACCUUCUAUGUGCUUUAUCCUCUUGGUAUCUCCAGUGAGUGUCUUAUGGUGUAUAAGGCGUUGGGGCCCGCCGGGGAGUUGGUGAGUCCGUUGUAUCGGUGGUUUUUGAUUGCGGUGUUGGGGAUUUAUGUUCCUGGAUCGUAUAUUUUGUAUACGCAUAUGAUUAAGCAGAGACGCAAGGCGAUGAGCAAGAAAUAG